AUGUCGUUUGUUCUUCCCCACUCUCAUAGACCGAAGUCGAACAAGUCGUGUUCAAAGCUUCUGCUCGCUGUUAUCGGGAAGCGUUUCCAGAUGUCUCGGAGACCAUCAGGAAGAAGAUUGUCAAAGCCUCAACCUUUAGCAUUUUCACCGUUUAUGCGGUUUGCUUUCGCUUCUUCAACGGCUAAGCGUAAAUUGCCUCAUCCUCAAGACUGUCAAUGCUCUGAAGAGAUUACUUUUGAUGAAAAGCUCCCAAAUUUAUCUAAAAAGGCGAAAAAGGAAGAACUUUCAGACUCCUCUGAUGAAGAAGACUCUCAAGGAGAAGAUGUCCAAGCGGAUUUUGAGUUCUUUGAUCCUAAAGCUAAAGACUUUAACGGAGUGAAGAUCCUGUUGCAACACUAUCUCGAUGACAAGGAGUGGGAUUUGACAAGCUUUGUUGAUUUGAUAUUGGAACAGACAACAGUAGGAACGGUUGUGAAAGUAGCAGAUGAUGAAGACGAGUCUGUGUUUGCUGUUGUCACUGCUCUCAACUUGGGGAGAUACAAGGACAACAAAUGCUUUAGACAGUUGAAAGAGUUUCUUGUUAAAAUCUGCUCGGAGAAGAGUGUAGCUAGUGAGUUACAAAUGCUCUUGGAGAAGAAAGCAAGAGAUGUUGGUUUGUUGGUGUCUCAGAGAGUGAUGAAUCUUCCUCCACAGCUUCUUCCUCCUCUGUACGAUGGAACGUUUGAUGAAGUCUCAUGGGCCACUGAAGAUGAGCCUACAGAGGAGCUUCGAAAAUCAUUCCGGUUCAAGACAUAUCUUAUAGUCACCAAGAUUUACAAGUUGAAGAAUCCUAAGCAGAGAAAGCCUCGUCGUGGUGAAGAAGAGAUUGAGGAAACAGUAUUUCUUAAGCCUGAAGAUGAACUUUUUCUCGAGCUCAGUUCUUGGUCUUUCACAUACCCUAUGCGCUCACAGCUAGUGACUUCUCAAGAAAUGAAGAAUUAUCAGCUGAUGGGUCUAGUGAUGGCUGUGGAGGCAAAAAGGAUUCCUGAAUUCAGACAGAUGUUGAAUUCUCUCAUUGAUGAAUAA
Molecule: messenger RNA, 1065 nt
Organism: Microthlaspi erraticum
Lineage: Eukaryota; Viridiplantae; Streptophyta; Magnoliopsida; Brassicales; Brassicaceae
Source: the annotation of a GenBank genome assembly